Molecule: messenger RNA, 1776 nt
Organism: Monodelphis domestica (gray short-tailed opossum)
Lineage: Eukaryota; Metazoa; Chordata; Mammalia; Didelphimorphia; Didelphidae
Product: olfactory receptor 10R2-like
Biological process (GO): G protein-coupled receptor signaling pathway
Cellular component (GO): membrane
Molecular function (GO): olfactory receptor activity; G protein-coupled receptor activity
Source: RefSeq, a predicted model, not a curated record
AUGACCCACACUUCCAUGAAUCAGGGCCUAUUUGUCUUCAGUCUUCAGAUGGGUGAUGGUAAUAAGGUCAUUCCCUGGAAGCAGCUUCCUUUGGAGAACUUCACCAUGGUCACUGAAUUCCUGUUGCUGGGCUUUUCUAACCUCAACAAAAUGCAGUUUGUUCUCUUUGGCGUCAUUCUCUGCCUCUACCUGAUCAUUCUGAGUGGAAACAUCACUGUUAUCACUACAAUCUGCCUGGAGCACAGCCUCCAUACUCCUAUGUACUUCUUCUUGAGUGUCCUUUCUGUCUCUGAGACAUUGUACACUUUUGUCAUCCUACCCAAGAUGCUCCUCAACCUCUUAUCUGUGCUCAGGACAAUAUCCUUCACCAGUUGUGCUGCCCAAAUGUUCUUCCUUCUUGGUUUUGCCACCACCAACUGCCUAUUGUUGGGUGUGAUGGGUUAUGACCGCUACACUGCCAUCUGUCACCCUCUGCGCUACCCAGUCCUCAUGAGCUGGUGGAUCUGCAAGUUGAUGGCAACCACUUGCGGUGUGAGUGGCUUUCUGUUUUCAAUGAUAGGAACGUUUUUGGUCUUCACCCUCCCCUUCUGCAACUCCAACAAAAUUAAUCACUAUUUCUGUGACAUUGCACCUGUCAUUCAUCUUGCCUGUGGGGACCCCUAUAUCAAUGAAGCAAUUAUAUUUGUUGGUGGAGUUGUGGCACUUGUUGUACCUUGGAUGUUCAUCUGUAUCACUUAUGGCUUCAUUAUCAGAACUAUCCUGAGGAUCCCAUCAACUGAAGGGAGAAAGAAAGCCUUUUCCACCUGUGCUUCCCACCUCACAGUGGUUGUAUUCCACUAUGGAUGUGCAUCUUUUGUCUACUUGAGACCCUCAUCCAAACAUACAUCUGACAAGGACAAACUGGUGACUGUGACUUACACCAUCUUCACUCCUCUAUUGAAUCCUAUGGUUUACACACUCAGAAACAGGGAAGUUCGGGUAGCCAUUCAGAAGGUGAUGCACUGGAGAGGAUUUUCUCCUAAAGUCAUAUAACACAGAUAUAGACCUAUAUGCAAAAAUCUAUAAGCUACACAUAUAGUCAUAGAUAUGGUUCAGGUGCUAUUGUCUGGGCUUGAUGCUUCUCAAACCUAUUUAGAAUUUUCGUCCUCUGGCCAGUUGCUACAAGUAGGUCAAGUACCAGGAAAAGGUGUACCACAUAUUAUCAAAUCUACUAUGGGAAGAAAUGUAUUCUACCACCUAAUUGUCCACUAGAUUUAGAAAGAUCUUAGAAUAGUCUUUAAAAAUACCCUUACCUUCCCUCUUGGAAUCAAUAUUAUGUAUUGGUUCCAUGACAGAAGAGCAGUAAGGACUAGACAAUGAGGUUUAAGUGACUUACCGAGGGUUACACAGCCAGGAAUUGUUUCAGGCUAGAUUUAAACCCAGGACCUCCCAUCCCUAGGCCUGGCUCUCAAUCCACUGAGCUACCCAGCUGCCCCCUUAGCAUGGUCUUUAAGAAGUGGUUGUUAUAUUUUAGGUCUCCUUUGAAACAUGUCCUUAUGUCAAUGGAGUACAGGCACAGGGAUCAUAUUCUAUAAGAAAUAUAAUUGCAGUUAUCUUGGAAGAUCAUUUUCAUUAUUGGCUUAACCAUUACUGGUAAAGUGACUUUAGACAUGCAAGAAUGGUACCAAGUAUUGUUGUAAGAUAUUACACACCCAGUGGAUGAAUAUUCACACAAACACACACAUACACACAUAUACACUCACACAUUUUCACCUUUCUCCUGUCAAUUUUUAAGUC